GAACCGUUCGAUUGUCGUCGAAUGUCGAGUUGAUGCUCGAUGUCAGCUGAGGGCGCCAGUGACGAAACACGGCCGAGUGGAGUGUCUUCGACGAUGGAGAUACACUUUCUUGGCUGAUGCGUAGUAAUCGUGCUCUCGUAAACCGACGCACGGCCGUGAUCGUUUUGUCCAUUUGUGGGUGACUGCGCUGCCGAAGAUGCCAUGAGUUUAGAGAGGUUGAAAAGCCGGCUCGGCUGCGCCGGGCUCGGGCAUCGCUGGUUCUACCGAUAAAUCGAUCCGAUGCGGCGGGUGGCGGCGGCGUUGUCAACGAAGGCGAGGCAGUCGCAGUGCUAUACCGUAUGCUUGUCAUGGCGGCAUGGAGGACGAGCAAUGAAAAUGGCCGGAAGAUGCGAAGGGGGCUGGUGGGAACGAAUGGUAAGGCCGAAUAGAAGGCAACGGUCCACGCGUUCUCAGCAGCCUAUCCUAGAUUUAUUUCCGUGGACGUUGCGCAAUAAACACGCUGCGCUGUUAGCUCAGCGCUUGAACGCUACCCCCUCGCUUCGGCCGCGAAGAGGUGCCAAGGGCUAAGGCCUUAUGUUUGUCCCGAAAUACCCGAAGUGCCCAAAAUCUCGCCCGGCGGCACUCGCGCAAACACGAUGACGAAUACUUCGUCGGGGGCAACAUUGUUCUUGUCAUUGCUGCUUCCGGAUUAUCUCGCACGGUUGACGUCGUUUAUCGCCGGGGAAAAAAAAAUGAACGAGAAAGGAAAGCAUCGGAUACACACUGACUUCAUCGAAUGAUGCAUCGCGAUCGUUAACGCGUUUGCAACGAUGUACACGCGCACAGCCGUGUGUAAGAUAAGAUUACGUAGGUGGGGCAAUCACGAUCAUCCUGAGAACGCAACGAGCCUAUCAGAAGUAAUUUUGCUACGCACAAUUCGUUGGUCGACUGUACGACCGGUAUAACCUAUUCACGCGAGAUUCAUCUCUGACAGUUCGAUGCCAUGACCGACACCGCUGCUGCGUGUCUGGUCAUCGCACUCUUAUUGAAUAUCAUUGGAAUCAGUGUUUCGGCUGAAUUCACGCGAGAUUGUUCGCCGUUGUGUGAGUGUGAUACUUGGUACGAGUUGCCGCGUGCUUCUUGCACGGGCCGCCAUCUUUACAACGUAGACACAGGUGCUCCAAGCAACGUGCAGGCCUUGGACUUGUCAGAUAACGUCGUGUCUUCUUUAAAUAAUUUCGAGUUGGCGAAUAUAGGACUGACGAAUCUGAGAUACCUUAAUCUUUCCGGGAAUACAAUCAGUGACAUUGAUUUAGGCGCAUUCCACGGCCUCGCUGACUUGACUGUUCUAGAUUUGUCGAAGAACCAUCUUUAUUCCAUUCCCGAUGACAUUUUCGUGAAUAACAAACAUUUGCAGAUUUUGAAACUAUCCAGAAAUCAUUUCAAUUCUCAUGUGCCGAAAUUACGAUCAUCUUCGAUCACGGAGAUAAGCUUGGACUCGUGUCAGAUUAGUCAUUUACCUCCGGACACGUUCAAUGGACUCACGCGCCUCCGCCGGCUUGAUCUUUCAAAUAAUUUGAUGAUUCAGAUGAGCAGCGCUGUUCUACAGACACUGCACUUUCUGAAGAAGAUAUCAGUAGAAGGAAAUCCAUGGUUGUGCAACAGAGUUGUACAGGAUCUACACACGUAUCUUGUGCACAAAAACAUAGAAUUCUCUGUAAUUUGUGGUAAGAAGUAUCCAAAGAAAUUUGAGAAGAUAGUUAUUGCUCCAGCAAUAAAGAAACCGACUUACCAUCAGUCGAUAAUUGCGAAUGCGACCGUUGUGGUUACCCAGAAGACUGAGCCUGAAGUCACAAAACCGUUAGACGAUAGAGAGAAAUCAAUAUAUAAGACAGUGGCAAAGGAAACAAAUAUUAUUAGUUUAUAUUGGUUUCUAGUUAUCGGUUUUAUUCUUGGUAUAGCAACUGGAAUGGUUUCUUCGUACAUAUGGUUGUCAGGAAAGUAUACUCAAUGUUGGAGACGAGACAAUUUUCUGAAUGACACCCAGAGACACUCUUUGCUAUUCAGUCCAUAUUUAUUAAAUAGUGUAGAUAGUAACGCAAGCCUAACAGAAUCUUGCCCUGGCACUCCUCCGCCAUCUUAUAGGGACGUUAUGUUGCGACCUAGCACCUAUCGUUGCCUGUCGAGAACAUCAAAUUUAAAUCCCGUUUAGUACAGUGUGUAAAUCACUCACAUAAUAGGAUUUUCUGAAUGUGUAUACAUUUAAGAAGAGAAUAAAAAAAGAAGUUAGUAAUAAAAAAUUGAAAAUCGCAAUGCACCGGUGACUUGCACGUAUUUUAAAUUUGUACUGAAAUGACGAUUAAUAUUUUCAUAAUGAUCAUGCAUGCAGGUCUAAACGCUCACGAUUAUCGUUGUCUUGUAUGAAUGCUUAGGAUUAUUAAUGUUAGUUAACGCUCACAAGACUGAUCAAUGCAGAGUAAUUGAAUUUCAGUAAGUUAAUUAACAAGAAUAUUUAUUAAUACAGAUGAUUUAUAAGCAUCGUAUAAGAGUAACGUAACAAUAUAACACCGGGAUAUAUUUUGUGGAAUAUACUUAUUACAAUUUAUAUUACAAUAUAUUAAAUGCAUUAUAACAAUCGGCGGUAUUAAGCCUUUUAAUAAAAUUGUAUUAUUAUACAAAUCUGUACUAAUCUCACAGCUUGUUAUAUGGUAACUCUGUUUAGUAUACAACAAUUUAGGCACAAUCAUUAUGAUUGCUGUCGGGUCAUUGCGUAGCAAUCAUAUUACUUUUAUCUACUUUUUGACUCGUACUUAACGUAACCGUCCGACACCCAAUGGCGGUUAUAAUAUUUUCCGUUACUUCGUGGUUGUAUCUUGUACCACGUAGAUUAGUUAUCACACUCGCGUCUUGGUUGAAGUCAUUUGAUACCAAACCAGCCGGAAGUCUCAUUUUAAUUUCGUCGAUGAUACCACUUUCUAUUUCUAAUGUUAGAUUAAACUGGCGACUUCUUCCAUCUUGAGCAACAAGGUCCAGUACACGAGUUACAGAGAAUCUUGGCGAUUUUCCGUAAUUCCAUUCCCAAGAACGGAACUGGUUUACUAAUUUGUUGAGUCCUUGUAACAAAAUUAUUUUUAAUUGUCAUUUUUAGAUUUCCAUUAAUUUAAUAGUUCUAAUAAUUCUUGCCACUUAUAUUAAGUUUUGGACUGAGCGAAUACUGUUUUCUAAAUACAACAAAUUUAUAUUUUUCAUGCAAGAUUCCAUGACAAUAUAUAAACGUAAUAUACAACAUAAUAAUUGUAACUUUUAAUAUCACAUACCUGGAAACCAAUCCUCAGUUGGAUUGAUGUACUGAAAUCCUUUCUGUUGUUGAAUAUGAUUUUGUCCACCAUCUUCUAAAACCAGUGCCUUCGUACGAAGAUAUUCCCAGCCAAUCGCAUUAAUAAGCUUAUCCAUGCUUAUGUGUGAGUUCACAUCUAUUAAAUUUUUUAUUGGAGACCGUACAGAUGCGGUGGCAUUAGUGUCUAUGUAAUCCUGUAAUAUUAUGAGCAAACUUGAAAUUACUUAUUCAAUACAUUUCAAUGUAACGAUAUACCAUUGAAACAAAGAGUAAUAACAUUUAUAAGCUAUGAUAAUAAUCAAACUUUUUUCAAUAUACUGUUCAAGACAGGCUGUGUAAGAUAAGACCAUAUACUUUUUUUUACUCCUUUUUCCUUAUACUGUUUCAUAUCGCCCGUCACAUGGCAACUGUUUUACGCGCAACUUAUCAUCCGAGACAUCCUGUACGCGCGUAGACUUUGC
Molecule: messenger RNA, 3777 nt
Organism: Nomia melanderi (Alkali bee)
Lineage: Eukaryota; Metazoa; Arthropoda; Insecta; Hymenoptera; Halictidae
Cellular component (GO): plasma membrane
Molecular function (GO): protein binding
Source: RefSeq, a predicted model, not a curated record